Molecule: messenger RNA, 296 nt
Organism: Leptinotarsa decemlineata (Colorado potato beetle)
Lineage: Eukaryota; Metazoa; Arthropoda; Insecta; Coleoptera; Chrysomelidae
Product: prostasin-like
Source: RefSeq, a predicted model, not a curated record
AUGGAUGCGGAAGCACAAAACCAAAUUCAAGAAACUAGUUCGGGAAGAUGUUACUCCAUGGGUUGGGGAAAAGACAGAUUCGGUGAGGAUGGCGUGUUUCACAUCAUUAUGAAAAAGAUUGACCUCCCACUGGUUCGGAGAGACACCUGCCAGAGUAACUUGAGGGAAACUAGACUCGGAAAACACUUCAUAUUACACGAAAGUUUCGUAUGUGCUGGUGGCGAGGAGGGGAAAGAUGCCUGUGAUGGUGACGGUGGUAGCCCUUUGGUCUGCCCCAUCGAGGGACAAGAGGGAAG